AUGCGACAUUGCCAACACGAAACUGUCUAGUGUUGACUACCAUUUCAUUUCCAAGCCACUAUGUGAUUCAUUUUGUAGAAAAAUUGACACCAUUAACAAUCCCAACUAAAAUGUUUUGCAGGAGACCAGCAAAUCUCAACACCCACGAAAGAAAAGAUAUUUCUUUUCGUAAGUUCGGCAGACAAGCCUGCGUACAGGCAUUGGCCAAUCAGAGUCGACCACAUCUUGUUUAAGUUAAGGUGUCAGUGGUUUGUGGUCUGCAAUGGCUCCCAUUAAAUCAUUUUCUUUUAUAGUGUUAAAUCUUUUCCUAUGUUUUCUUGCCGUUGAAUGUGGGAGAGACUUUUACUCCAUCUUAGGAGUACCACGCAGUGCUAAUCUUAACCAAAUUAAAAAAGCAUACAGAAGAUUAGCAAAGGAGCUUCAUCCUGAUAAAAAUACAGGAGACCCCGAUGCCUCUAGCAAGUUUCAAGAUUUGGGAGCUGCUUAUGAGGUACUCUCCGACCAAGAGAAAAGAGAGCAGUAUGAUCGAUGCGGAGAAGAAUGUUUGAAAAAGGAAGGUAUGAUGAAUCAUGGUGAUCCGUUUGCCAGUUUCUUCGGUGAUUUUGGUUUCCCCUUCGGAAAUCAACACGACCAGCAACAAGAAACACCGAAGGGGGCAAAUAUUGUUAUGGAUCUAUGGGUGACCCUAGAAGAAUUGUAUUCAGGAAACUUUGUAGAGAUAACUCGAAACAAACCUGUUAUGAAACCAGCAAAGGGGACACGAAAGUGUAAUUGUCGACAGGAGGUUGUGACGAAAUCUCUUGGACCUGGUCGUUUCCAAAUGAUGCAACAGACUGUUUGUGAUGAAUGUCCAAAUGUCAAGUUAGUUAAUGAGGAGAGAACCUUGGAAAUUGAGAUAGAGGCAGGCAUGGUUGAUGGUCAAGAAACUAAGUUUGUGGCUGAAGGAGAGCCUCAUGUUGAUGGAGAACCAGGAGACCUCAUUUUAAAAAUAAAAACACAAACUCACAAUAAAUUUGAGAGAAGAGGUGACGAUCUAUACACCAACAUGACAAUAUCUCUUGAAGAUGCAUUAGUGGGCUUCUCUACAGAGAUAGAGCACCUAGAUGGCCACAAAGUUACUGUUACUAGAGACAAGGUCACACCCCCUGGAACCAAAAUUCGUAAGAAGGGGGAAGGCAUGCCAAACUUUGAGAAUAACAAUUUACAUGGCGCCCUCAUUAUUUCCUUUGAUGUAGAAUUCCCAAAGAAUGCGUUUUCUCAAGAAGACCAAGAAGCGAUCAAGAAGCUACUUGGACAAGGCUCAAGCUUUAAAGUUUACAAUGGACUGCAAGGAUUUUAGGAAAAUAAAUUUGAUACAGUAAUUUUCAAUUAGAUGCCCUUGACCUGUUUCAAGAUAUGGGUCUGCAUUGUUUUUUUUUUUUAGUGGUCUCACACUGUGUGGUCAGACCAAGAAGUCAAAUUCUUUUGACAUAGUAGAUCAUACACUUUCAAGACAAAUAUACUUGUCUUUGAAGGGAUAUUGAAGGCUGUGAAAUAUCUUUUUAUGUAAUACAUUCAUGGAUUACUUAAU
Messenger RNA from Thrips palmi, 1570 nucleotides. It is a transcript of the gene shv, whose product is annotated as dnaJ homolog shv. The transcript has 7 exons. Lineage: Eukaryota; Metazoa; Arthropoda; Insecta; Thysanoptera; Thripidae. Gene Ontology annotation, molecular function: misfolded protein binding. The record is from RefSeq and is a predicted model, not a curated record. Gene Ontology annotation, biological process: protein folding; protein maturation. The coding region runs from base 263 to 1339 and encodes 358 amino acids. Gene Ontology annotation, cellular component: endoplasmic reticulum.